AUGUCGAUCCAUUUAGUUAACCGGGUACCACCGGAGACCAAGAUGUGGCUCUUGCAUAUUGGUAACCCUGUCGCUGACGAGGCUUUCUUCAUCACCGGUCCUUCAAGCAACCCACAGGACGGAAAUAAGCGGCGUUCCAUGGCUAUGCUGGCAGCUCUCAUCAGCCAUCCCGACGAGGGCUUGAUCCUCUUCGAGGUGGGAGCAGGCAAGGACGAUCCCGAGGUAUGGGGACACCCGCUUGUCGAUCUCUUUGCUCGUGGGGACUAUGCCGAGGAUCAAGAGCUCUAUGCGGCCAUUGCCAAGACAGGCAAUAGCAUUACAGACGUCAAAGCCGUCAUCAUCGGCCAUCUUCAUCUUGAUCACGCCGGUGGCUUGGAGCACUUUCGCAACACGGGCGAGCCCGUGUAUUGUCACGAGCUGGAAAUCAAGAACGCAUUCUACAGCGUAGCUACCAAAACAGACCUUGGCCUAUACUUGCCCACGUACCUCCAGUUUGAUAUCAACUGGCAGCCUUUCCACAGCGCCAACCUCGAAUUUGCCCGCAGCCUUACCAUUCAUCAUUGCCCAGGACACACGCCGGGCCUCUGCGUCUUGCAGGUAAAUUUGGAGAAGAGCGGAACCUGGAUCUUUACAUCGGACCAGUAUAUCACGCAGGAGGAUUACGACACUCUAACACCGCAGGGAUGGCUGACACGAGACCACAUCUCGUGGUCAAAGUCGAACCAGUUCAUUCACAACUUGCAGAAGCUCACCAACGCGAAGCUCAUAUUGGACAUGAUAAGGAGGUUCACUUUAGCUACAAGCUUGCUCCCGAGGCAUACGAUUGAGAUGUCCCGCAGGCGGCGCUAGGACAGCUUUUUGUUUUAUACUAUUUUCACUGUCCG
Molecule: messenger RNA, 884 nt
Organism: [Torrubiella] hemipterigena
Lineage: Eukaryota; Fungi; Ascomycota; Sordariomycetes; Hypocreales; Clavicipitaceae
Source: the annotation of a GenBank genome assembly